AUGGAGGAGAGAGUCCUUCAUCACACGUCCAUCCUCCAUCGCAUCGGAUCAGCGAUGGAUCAAAUGAUGGAGAGGAUGGAUCGUUGGGAGAGGAGUGGUCUCCCUACUACCCCCCACCAGCAACUCUACCAUCUCCCCAGCGGGAUCUUCUUACAGCGCUCUGCGCAUUACGCCUCCGAGGGAUGGGCCAAUGCUUUCUGGAACGGGCCCGACUCAGCGAGGGGCAACUACCCGGAGUUCACCCGCCGUUUCCGGGCCGUGUUCGAUCACCCUACGGAAGGCCGAGCGGGGGGUGAGAGGUUGUUCCAUCUCAGGCAGGGGACGAGGAGCGCGCAGGACUUCGCGCUGGAUUUCCGGACCUUGGCCGCUGGAGCAGGGUGGAACGACAGGGCCCGGAUAGACCAUUACAGGUGUAGCCUGAGAGAGGACGUCCGCAGGGAGCUGGCUUGUCGGGACACUACGCUUGGCCUGGAUGAACUGAUAGACCUGUCGAUCCGGUUAGACCAUCUGCUAGCUGCUCGCGGACGUUCUGAAAGGGUCCUGUUAGUUCCACCUCCUCCUGUACCAGUUGUGGCCGGAGAGGGCACACUUCAGGUCGGUGCUGGAGGAGUUCAUCUGGGAAUCGAGAGGGCAGGCAGAACACUCCUCGGUCACCCCAGGCCAGUGGUAGCUGGUCCCAUGCAGGAAGGUGAGGUUCUGGAGGUCCCUCCGUCCCCUCUGGACAUCGAGGGGUGCCCGGCGUACACGAUACAAGCUAUUCUGGACUCGAGACGCCGGGUGAGGGGCUUGCAGUACCUCGUUGACUGGGAGGGGUACGGUCCGGAGGAGAGGUGCUGGGUCCCGGUGGGGGAUAUUCUGGAUCCAUCUAUGUUGAGAGUUCCAUCGCCUCCAUCCGGAUCGCCCGGCGCCUCGCCCUCGUCGGGGGUGUACUGUCACGAAUAUUACCGAUGUCUAAUUGGUUUCACAUGUUUCUUGUUUGGUUAUUAGGGUGGGGUUAUAAAUUCGUUCAGCCCGCUUCUGUUUUUGCGGGCUUGUUCGUAUGUAUGUGUUCGAGUGGUUUUGUUUGCUUUUCGGGUUUCUCGCUGUCCUUUUAUUUUUUCACAUUUGUUCCUGUGAUUUAUUUCUGGACAUUAAAGCGUGUUUCCCGCA
Oncorhynchus tshawytscha (Chinook salmon) is the source of this 1149-nucleotide messenger RNA. RefSeq lists its product as uncharacterized. The record is from RefSeq and is a predicted model, not a curated record. Lineage: Eukaryota; Metazoa; Chordata; Actinopteri; Salmoniformes; Salmonidae. Bases 1 to 987 code for a protein of 328 amino acids. The transcript has 3 exons.